Messenger RNA from Pocillopora verrucosa, 1628 nucleotides. Lineage: Eukaryota; Metazoa; Cnidaria; Anthozoa; Scleractinia; Pocilloporidae. The record is from RefSeq and is a predicted model, not a curated record.
CGUGGACAAUAUGGCGGACAAACACCGCGCUAGGAAGAAUUGGAGAUGCACUUUAGAAAGGGCGGAAAAAUUCAUUUCCUCGCAAUAUUUCGCUGAUGUGAACUUAUUUAGUAGGUUAUAUCCUAAGAAACUGCCUGUAAGUUCCCUGACUCACUACACAGCUCCUGGAAGAGUCCCAUACAAUGAAGCUGUUUGUGGGAAGUUCGCAGAGGCACAAGUGGGAAACAGUUAUGGUCCUACGUGGUCCACUCAUUGGUUCAAAGUUGUCAUCGACAUUCCAGAAGAGUGGACAGGAGAAAUAGUGCAUUUCAGAUGGAACUCUGGAUCAGAAGCUAUGGUGUGGCAAGAAGGAAAACCCAAACAGGGCCUAACAGGUGAAGAUGGACAUCAACAGCGUACAGACUAUGUCCUCUCUACCAAAGCAACUCCUGGAAGCUGUACCUUGUACGUGGAAAUGGCUGCCAAUGGUAUGUUUGGUGCUGGAAAAGAUGGCCUGAUAAAUGCACCGGACCCGAAAAGACAUUACACGCUGUCCAUGGCUGAAAUUGCUGUGUUUGACGCUGAAGUUUACGAAGUUUUAAUGGAUCUUACUGUUAUCAUUGACCUGGCCAAGAAUCUCUCUCAAGAGAAUCCGAGAGCUUUCCAAGCUCUGUACACAGCAAAUGAUAUUGUCAACGCUUGCCAGAAUUUGUCGAAUGAUGGAUCACUUCAGAGAGCUCACGAGAUCGCUACAAGAUUUUUCAAGCAAACUAACGGUGAAUCUCAGCACCAGGUUCACGCGGUCGGUAACUGCCAUAUUGACUGUGCAUGGUUGUGGCCUGUUUCUGAGAAAGUUAGGAAGUGUGGGCGAAAUUUCGCUACUGCUGUGCGCUUGAUGGAAAAAUACCCUGACUUCAAAUUUGUUUGUUCACAGGAUGGUAAUAUUCCGAGUGGAGAAUCUUUCAUUCGCCAGUUUUUAGUUGGACAAGAUUUUCACCGGAAAGAAUUUGGGAAAGUUUGUCAAGAAUUCUGGUUACCAGACACAUUUGGUUAUUCUGCUCAGCUGCCGCAGAUUAUUAUCGCUAAGAUUAGAAUGUAUCUGACUUCUGAGAGCACAAAGACCCUUGUCCAUGCUUACGUUACUUGUCGACUGGACAAUUGUAACUCGUUGCUCCUCGGGUCACCGGACUAUAUUAUUCAGAAGCUCCAGCGCGUUCAAAACUGCGCCGCACGCCUUGUAGCUGGGCAACCUAGGGCUGCGCACAUUCGCCCCGUCCUUAAGGAGCUACACUGGUUACCUGUGGAGCAGCGAAUUACCUUUAAAGUAUUACUGUUAACUUUUAAAGCUCUCAAUAAUCUGGCGCCUCCGUAUUUAAGUCAACUUAUAGUCCCAUAUAACCCUACAAGAAAUCUUAGGUCUGCUGGCAAACAUUUAUUAGAAGUACCGAAUGUGCGCCUGAAGAGCUAUGGGGACAGGGCCUUUUCGGUCGCUGCCCCAAAGCAAUGGAAUGAUAUUCCCUUAGACAUUAAAUUAAGUGGAUCAGUUGAUGUUUUUAAAUCUAGAUUGAAAACUUAUCUUUUCAGACUCGCUUUCAUUUGACUUUUUGUUUUAGUGUUAUUGUUAGUUAGUUAUUUUCUUUUUUGAUUGU